Molecule: messenger RNA, 2545 nt
Organism: Xenopus laevis (African clawed frog)
Lineage: Eukaryota; Metazoa; Chordata; Amphibia; Anura; Pipidae
Gene: lsmem1.L
Product: leucine-rich single-pass membrane protein 1
Exons: 4
Coding region: 1395-1769 (124 amino acids)
Source: RefSeq, a predicted model, not a curated record
UUUCUUUAAUCCAGCUCCUUGAAGUGUUAAGCUUUAUAUGAACUUCUGUGCCCUGAGGGCUCCCCAACCUUCGACCUGUGAGCCGCAUUCAAAUGUAUAAAGAGUUGGGGAGCCACACAUGGGGUAAAAGUCCCUGAGGAUGCCAAACGAGGGCUGUGAUUGGCUAUUUGUGAACUAGCAUCCUACAGGAGCCUCUAUUUGGCAGUACAUCUGGUUUUUAAUUGGUCAGGCCUGGAAUGAUGUGCUAUUAAUGAGUUUGGCCUGCUGAAAGCCAUACUCAUCCACUGACUGCUUCUAUAACAAACGUUCUCACUAUGGUGUGGAAGUCCUUGACUAAAUAUGAACUUACAUGUGAUCCCACAACCCCUAUUUAAGGGGUUUGGAAGUAUGAUUCUUAAAUUGCUUCUGGUACAGUCUGCAAAAGCAAGCCUCCCUUAAACAUUAAGGGGGUUACUUAUUAAAUUAAUUUUUAGAGAAGCUGCUUAAAAUCCAAAUCUGAAAAUACUCCAUUUUAAACCUGUGGAGGUCAUGUAGAAGUCAAUGGCAGUUGUCUGAAGAUGUUUGUUGACAUUGUGAACUGCUCUGGUUUUCAUCCGGUAAAUUUGAGUUGUCUGUGUGACAAUUGGAUAAAGUGGAGUUUUUGGAGCGUCAAUUCAAAAAGUCACACAAUUAACACAUUUGUCGCAAUGUUUUUUCGCAUUGACUUUUUCUAAAAAAUAAUCCUUUUCAAGGCAUAGACAUGGGGGUGUGAUGUAGGAUUUUAGGCGUUUAAUGAUCCCCCCCCCCCACCUGCCUGGAGAUGCAUAAAAACCGGUAAGGAUCACAGAUAGAAAAGGUGAUAUGUGUCUACAAAAUACAUAAUAAUCAGCAUCCACAGCAAAUGCAUCACACUACUUCCCUCUGGAUGGCUCUACAGUGGUGCAUAUUAUGCAGACAAUGGAUUUAGCAAUAAUAAAAUAUAUGCUCCUGUGAGCAUCUGCUUUGCACUUUCACUAUUGGAUGCUUAGUGGCUAUAACGGUUUAACUGCAGAAUACAAUUACAUGCUUCAAUCAAAUAAACCUUUUUUUCACAUUGUCUGUUUAGUACAUGGUGCUGGCAGUAUGCUUAUAUACAAGCUAACCUCAUCUCAAGAAACUAUUUUCAGUUUUGCUAGUGAAAGACACAUUGCUAUGCUGCCUGUGUGUUUUGUGGCUGGUAACCUGAGCAUGCAGCUGUGGGCUAAAUAUAGUCUGUAAGGCCAGAAUUGUGCCAGACACAAGCUAAUCUGCCCUUGUUUUAAACCGGAAGAUGUGUGUCUAACAAGGGAUUGCUAUGCACCCUGUUUAAACAUUACUUUAUUGGUGACAUCUAAUUUCUCAUUAUUCUAGCACUGAUUACAUCACAUAUAGGUGCAAUGAAUACUUCUUUGAGCAAUGACUUCCAGACAUUAAAUGAAGAUGGGAAAUUGUAUGCAGCUGAUUCUUUGAAUAACUUGAACAAGCUAAAACUCUGCACUGGUGACAGCCAAGAUAUACUGCAAGUUGAAGGGAAAGGCACAAAUAUGCCGCACCAGGAGUCCCAGACUACAAGAACAAAACGGUCCAUCCUUAUUCUAAUAAUCUUGAUGAUACUAGUUACUGUCAUGCUGUCAUCAUGUGCAUUCUAUUUCUUAGUGCAGAUGAAAUAUCUAUCUGAUGAAAUAACACAAAAGUUGGAAACACAAGGAAGAAUUAUGGAAGAACUUGUGAGAAUCAAGCAGUUACUCAAUAGAAACCAUGCAAGCGUUUGAUGGAACUGGUUUUUGUUUUAAACACCCUACACUGGCGACAGUGGAUCCUUCAGUCAAUCAAUCCAUCAGUAGAAAGUGGUCCCAAUAUUUUACAGUGAUAUAAAUAAAUAAAGUGUUUGAUUUUUUUUUUUUAAAAAAAAAAGACUAAUCAAAAUAUUUUAAAAUUGUGUGCGUGUUUGUUUAACAGCAGAUCUUUAUGCCAUGUGAGAAUAUGAUAGCAUACAAACUUCUUGCCAUGCCCUUUGCCUAGGAAUACUACAGAGGUUCUUAUGUUAGCUUUGUAUGUUUUCAUUGACUUUUAUAAUAAGCUAUAAUUUCUUUUGUUAUUUGCAUAUCUUUCUUUAAAUACCUCUGUAUCUAUUGGCAUACUUCUUCUUUAUUAUUGUUUUGUCUUUCAGAAUUUCAUUCGCUCUAAUUCGGUGUACUAAAAUCUUCUGGUAGCCAGUUUAAUAUUAUGCUAUUUAUGGAAGAUUGCUGCAUGAUUAUUAUUAUUGAUAUGAUUAAAUAGGUUUAUAAAGCAGCAUCAUAUUCUGCAACUAUGUACAACAGAUAGGUGUAUAUAUUAAACAUAAAAAUACUUAAUGCAGGAGGUAAAAUUGACCACGUUCCCAACAGAGUUUGCAUUCAUAAUGCACAUGCAGUAAUGCAGAGCAAUACACAAAACUGUUUUUAGUAGUGAUAACUGAAACAGCUCCUCUGCAUAUACCAACAAGGUCAGUUUACUAGUGAUGGGCGAAUUUGCGCCUCGUUUUUGACGCCGGCGCCCGUUUUUCGAC